CAAGACAGCGCCAUCAACGUUCAUUUUAUCAACUUCGCAACUACCAAAUCACCAAGUUAUUUAUUCUGUAUAUUUAGUGCAUCGUAUCGAAAUUAAAAAAAAUUCCUGUACGUGCACACAUAACACAUUGAUAAAAUACCGUGAAAAUCCCCUCAAAAAAUAGCGUAAAAAUUUCAUAUUUUCCUACAAAAUAACAAAAAAGAUUCGAUGUUUUAUUACUUUUUCAAUAUCCAUCGAUUAAGUUAAGAACACACUCACUUUCCGGAUCCAAGCAAAAAAGUUCACACAAUUAGUUUAGAGAAGCGAAAAGUGAUUAAGACUGUUCGCUAUAUUAUUUCGUUGUUUUUUUUUUAUUUUGUUAUAGUGUAACCAAGUAAAAAUUAUAUACAAAAAUCCCUCAAAAUGGUUGAUAAAUUUAUAAGUAUGUGGAAAGUGCGUGAAAUCGCCGACAAAGUAACCAAUGUUGUUAUGAAUUAUACGGAAAUCGAAGGAAAGGUUCGAGAAGCAACAAAUGAUGAGCCCUGGGGACCAACCGGUCCACUAAUGCAAGAGCUCGCCCAUUCAACAUUCACCUAUGAACAUUUUCCCGAAGUGAUGUCUAUGCUCUGGAAGCGAAUGCUUCAAGACAACAAAACUAAUUGGCGAAGAACAUACAAGAGUUUGCUGUUACUUAAUUAUCUCGUUCGAAAUGGUUCCGAACGAGUGGUGACAUCGUCACGGGAGCACAUCUACGAUUUGCGAUCGUUAGAAAAUUACACAUUCACCGAUGAAAAUGGUAAAGAUCAAGGAAUCAAUGUUCGACACAAAGUUCGUGAGCUAAUCGAUUUUAUACAAGACGAUGAUAAAUUACGUGAAGAACGAAAAAAGGCCAAAAAGAAUAAAGACAAAUACAUUGGCAUGAGUUCGGACGCAAUGGGCAUGAGAAUGAGCUCAAGCUCUGGCGGUAGUGCGUACAAUGAUUGGGAUUCCCAUAAAAAUGAUCGGAAAAAUUCCUAUGAAGAUGAUUAUCACUACGAUGGUGAACGUGAAGAUUCGGAUGUUGAUUCAUCCGAUCCACCGUCAACCAGACGGUACCGUGAUAAAGAGCGGACGGAAUCGACGCCGGCACCACCAGCAGCGGCAGCUGUUGUGACAACAACACCACGAGCCACAACCCCGCGAGCAACAACACCCUCCGAAAUAAAGAAAUCAACCAUUAAUGUAACGGUCAAUCCAAAAUCGUUGUCAUCAAAUCAAUUAUCAACCAAAUCGAAAAAUAUUAGCAAGAAAAUUGAUAUGGGCGCGGCCACAAAUUUUGGCCGUGAUGAACUCGGCAUCAAUUCGCCAACACAUCGAAACACUCAUGCUGAAGAAGAUUUAUUUUCAACAAGCAAUAUAAUAAAUACAUCGACCGCAAAUAAAUCCGAUUUGGAUGACAUAUUCAAAACAUGUUCAACCACAAAUAAUUUGGUUUCGGACCCGGUUUCAUCGCAAAGCAAACGUGUUGAGGAUGACUUUUUCAAUCCGCGCGCCGACGAAUCACAAGAAUUUGGUGAUUUUGCCAGUGCAUUUGGUACAUCAUCGGCAACGGUACAACCAACAACACCAUUACCACAAGAACAACCGGAAAAUAAUGCGCUCGUCGAUAGCAAUGACACAAAGAAAAAUGAAUUUGCCGACUUUAGUUCGGCAUUUGAAGCAAAUCAUCAAACCUCAAGCAAUACUACCAACGAUCCGGCCAAUUUAUUAUUUGCUAUAAAUUCAACUUCAAACGCACAAACUACGGCUUCCAAUAGCAAUCAAAAGGUUGGAGACCUUUUAUCUGAUUUAGAUGGUUUAAGUUUGGAUGUUUCGGUGCCAACUGUUUCAUCGACGGCUGAAAACAACGCAAUAAUCACCAAGGAUACGACGGAUAAUAAAUCGACAAUAAAUCAUCGUGACGCAAUAUCCAAGCUACUUGAGAGCCUUCAAUCGAUUGAAAAACUCCAGUCAAUAAAUGAUGUUGAUCGUGUCAAUUCGAUUGUCGACCAAUUACUUAUGCAUUUACCGGGACCUGUUACACCGGAAAAACUGUGUCGCAUUGAUGUGUGUGCAAAUACAAAUUGGCAACAAAUAGCCGAGUUCGAAUAUGCCAUCGCUCAAAAUGAAUUGAUUCGCUUAUUUGAUGAUGAAUGGCCAAUUAAAAUGCAACCAUCAUCAAACAAUCAAUCCAACAUUCAUAUUAUGCCAAAUGUGCUCAAUCUAUUUUCCAUUGAUCAUUCGAUGUAUUUUGUAAAAACAACGGUUUAUAACAUUUUCAAGGCGGAAAACAACGUCAAAUUCGAUAAACUGAUGCACAUUUUUGAAAUGUGCAUUCGCAACGAAUGCUGGCUAUUGGCCACUUUCGUUGAUUUUUGCUAUGAUGAUGAAAAUGAAACAAAACCACUUGACUAUGAUGAGGAACGUGACCAAUUUAUUCAGUUAUUGAUAGCAGCACCAAAUAAAAUUGCCAAUUAUUUUAUGGGCAAACAUUCCAGUCUCUUUGAUCCCGAACGUUACAGUUGUAUUAUAUUGUUGGCAUUGACUCAAGCACUCUAUUUUAUUACGGAAACGAAUCGAGUUGAGCGGCGAACAUUGUUUGGCACCAAGUUUUUGGGUCAAUUAUUCGGUCGCAUUGCAGUCGAUUUCAAUUUGAAUCGUACUUCAAAAGUUUUGCCGGAAAUAUUUCGUGUAAUGUCAUUGCUAGCAAAACGGUCGGACGACUUUAAAACGAUUGUACAGCAAAUGUUAUUGCAAAUACAUGGAGAAUCAUUUGAUAUUGUCGCUUGGUAUGCAUUGAAUACAAUAAAUCCAAAUGAUUUGUUGGGCGAUGCCGUGAAUACAUCGGACGAUUGGGGAUGUGUUUUAAAAUCAAAAAUACCUCUAUCGCCACCUGGUGGUGUGACGGACGAUUUUAUACGUACAUUUAUUGGUUAUUUGUCGAAAAAUCUAUCGGCCGAUGAAAAAUGCACGGUAUUAGAAAAUGUGGCAAAGAAAUGGUCAAGUAAAUUAUCACUUAAAAUCAAUUCAAUUGAUCAACAUCUAUAUUUUACAAAAGUUCUAGUGCAUGGCGCUGAACGAUUUGAAUUGAAACAAAGUAAACAGUUCACCGAGAAAUUGUCAUUAAUCAUACACAAUGGCGUUCGUAAUCACAUGGAUCUAUUGGAUGAAAAAAUGCGUGCCAUCGGAAUGAUAACCGCUGAAAUUAUUUUAAAUAAAUUCAAUAAUCAUGAUGACGACGAAUCAAAAUUGCAAUUUGAUUAUGAUGGAUUUGCAAAGGAAGCAAGAGAAAUUGUUGAAGCAAUUAAAAAUUUCAAUCAAUAUACUGAACCAAAUGAGAUGCAAAUGUUGAAUGACAACGAUUUAGAGCAUUCUAUUACCAGUCUAUAUGACAUUGUAAAUGAAAAAGAAGCAGCGAACAAAUUGAAAGAGAUGCCAUAUUCAAAACCGUCUACCUCAAGUCAAAUUCAAAAUACAGCCUUUGAAAUCGGUUCAUUGGGUGCGGCACAAUCAAAAGCUGGCCCAGUAUUGGCCACACCAAAGCCCAUUUUGUCCGAUGAUGAUGAUUUAGAUUCGGACGACGAUGAUCUGCAACCGUAUGAUAUGUCGAAUGAUACGCCAAUCGUGGAAGACAAGCGACCACGGUAUUUACAAGAUAUUCGAGAAGCAUUGCUUGAAACAGACGAUUUUGAUGUCUUUGAACAAACAAUGAUCUCAAGUGCAUCGCUCAUUGAAUUAAGACUUCCGCACGAUGAUUCGAAGAUUGGCGUUGAAUUAUUGCGGAUAUUCAUUGAGAUCGAUGAUCGUUUUCAUGUGAAUGAUUUUGAUUUUCAUCGAAUGUCAUGCUGUGUAGCAAUUUGUUGCAUAAAACCAAAAGAUUCGUCCGAAUUUCUAUGCAAACAAAUUCAUUCGGAACUCGGUAGAUAUUCGAUUGGUAAAAAGGUGUUGAUGAUGGAAAUUUUGGCUGAAUCGGCCAAAUCACUGGCAAAGCUUACAAAACCAAAAGAAAAACCACCGCAACCGAUUGUGCCGCCUGUCAAACGGUACACACUAAAGCUUGGCGAUGACGAUGAUAAAGCACAAUUAAUUGAAGCGCGACGAAUUGUAAAAGAGCGUCUGGAAAAGAAAACGCGACGUUUUGCCCAUCCAUCGACAAGUAUUUUGCAUGGAGGAACAACAAAUAAAUUUUCAGAUGUGGCCGGUUCAUUUUUCUUUCCACUUCUGUAUGGCAUCGGUAAAGAUGAAUUGAAAAUGCAUGGAAUGAACAAUGCCCUAAAGGAUGAUACCGAUAAUAUAUUGUUGUUGAAUCUUUUGCGCACUAUUGGUACAAUCACAUUUGCAUGUGAAAAUUGUCCAAUCAUCACACGUGUAACACCCGAAGUUUUGCAACUUGGAUUUGCGUUACGUUUUCAUGCUGAACCAAAGAUACGAUUGGCGGUGCUGCAAAUGUUGGCCGCCGCCCUAUUGGCAACACCAAAAUCACUAUUACAACUUCAUUUUUCGGCACAUUUGAUUGAAAUGAAGGAUUGGCUGGAAGAGUAUCUAUCGUUCAAUAUUAUCAAAGGAGAAAAGAAUGAAGAAUGCCGUCGAAUGGCACAAAGUCUUCUUGCAUUGUGCUUUGAUGCACUUAUAGCUGACGUAUAAACUCCUAUAUAGUAGAAGAAGAAAAAAUAAUAAUUUUGAAAUAUUUUGUCAUCUCAAUUAACGAUGUAAACACGAAAAUACAAACACACAUUUCAUUUUUG
Molecule: messenger RNA, 4742 nt
Organism: Contarinia nasturtii (swede midge)
Lineage: Eukaryota; Metazoa; Arthropoda; Insecta; Diptera; Cecidomyiidae
Gene: lqfR
Product: telomere length regulation protein TEL2 homolog
Exons: 5
Coding region: 403-4641 (1412 amino acids)
Biological process (GO): endocytosis
Cellular component (GO): plasma membrane; clathrin vesicle coat; endosome
Molecular function (GO): phospholipid binding; clathrin binding
Source: RefSeq, a predicted model, not a curated record